Molecule: messenger RNA, 2938 nt
Organism: Onychostoma macrolepis
Lineage: Eukaryota; Metazoa; Chordata; Actinopteri; Cypriniformes; Cyprinidae
Product: mucin-2-like
Exons: 2
Coding region: 1235-2545 (436 amino acids)
Source: RefSeq, a predicted model, not a curated record
CAUGCUAAUGGAAUGCGCUGACUGUCGUUUUCAUGUUUUCGCUCCUGCUUCCAUCACUCUUUUUGGCCUCUUUAUUUCAUGUCGUUAACAAGACGUCGGUUCUGAUCCGUCCCUUAACUGUCACUGUGAACUCUGAUGACGUGAUGCAUUUUUCCACAGUUUUAUACUUCAUAAAUGUUUCAUGUGAUGUAAGACGCAAAGCAUUCUAAUGCUGUCUAGUGAUCUAUGAGGGUGUGCUCAAGGUUGUAGGAAAUUUCUGUGCGGUUCUGCCCAUUUGUGGUGGUCUAAUGUUGUUUUGUUGGAAAUCUGAGGUGAUGACUGAUCUCAAGAGAAAUAUAGAGGAAUCGUUUUCCUCAAGAUUAUUCUUAAAGGCGCACUUGGUACUUUUUUCCAGCUUAAAGGUGAAACGUUUACAUUUUUAUUGAUGCUAGUGGCUCAUACUCUUACUAAGUUUUGCAUCUGAAGAAACCUGUGGUACUUUUGAAAAAUGUUUCAAAUGGUUUAGAUGAAGUCAUAUCAGCUGCAUAAAAGCUGUUUAAUUCAAGCUGUUAAAUCACAUGACCAGCUGAAUACUACAAACAUCAUCUCAGUAAACCGGUGAUAAAUGUGACCCUGGACCACAAAACCAGUCUUAAGUCGCACGGGUAUAUUUGUAGCAAUUAGCCAACAAUACAUUGUAUGGGUCAAAAUGAACGAUUUUUCUUUUAUGCCAAUAAAAUAUCAUUAGGGUAUUAAGUAAAGAUCAUGUUCCAUAAAGAUUACAUUUCCUACUGCAAAUAUAUCAAAACUUAAUUCCAGAUUAGUAAUAUGCAUUGCUAAGAACUUCAUUUGGACAGCUUUAAAGGUGAUUUUCUCAAUAUUUAGAUUUUUUUGCACCCUCAGAUUUCCAAAAUAGGCCAAAUAUUGUCCUAUCCUAUGGAAAGCUUAUUUAUUCUGCUUUCAGCUUUCAUUAUGUAUAAAUGUCAAUUUAAAAAAAUUGACCCUUACGGUUUCAGGGUCACAAAUGUACUUGUGAAUAGGGUGUAUGCCAAUGUUGUCUGUAACCAAAAACAUUUUCUUUUGCAUGAUACAGCAACAAAACCAGUACUGUAGGUGUCAGUAUCAAUUCAAAGACUAGAAAAAAAGUUACAUAGUGCACCUUCACUCGUUUGCCAGAAGAAAAAACAGGCUAUAAUGUUGUUCUCCAUUUUCAGUGCCAACACUAGCAGUUACGCUUGACCCUGCCACUGUACCAAUGUCCAUAACUACAUCAAUAACACCACCCACAGUCCAACUGACCUCAGACUCAACACCAGCCGCCACAGGUUCAGUCCAGCCGAACUCAGUAACACAGACUCCGGGUACAUCAGCGUCUGUAAACAUGCUAACAGUUUCCGCAGCACCAGAUGUGAUACCCGAUGCGGCCACCGCAGCAACCGACACCGUGACUGCAACAACUGGCUUUGUUUCAAGCAAUCCACUUUCUGUUCUUCCUGAGGUUACUGAUUCAUUUACCUCAUCCUCUGGCGGCACUGCAACAACACUUAAUAUGGACAUCCAAGCAAUAUCUUCUGCAACCAUGGCAACAACACCUUCUGCAACCAUGGCAACUUCUGAAACAACAUCUUCAGCAUCAGCUAGCACAAUUCAACUGCCAACAUCUCUUGCUGUUGAUGCUGAUUCACUUGUUUCUGAUGGAUCUCUAUUGGAAGCGGGUGAAAUGGUUACAGCAAAUACUGCAGUAACCUUAAUUACAAGCACAGUUGUGUCCUCAACUGAUGCAGUGAUGAAGACAGUUGAUGCACUCCCUCCAGACAUUGAUUUGAUUGUUCCAGCAUCUGACGUUCCUCUAACUCCCGCAUCUGAUGGUGAUGCACCUGCAACUGAUGCCGUCGGAGCUGUAACAGAUGCUCCAGCAAUAGUUACAGUUUCUCCUGAGAUUGCUUCCAUUGCCCCAGCAACUUCAGACUCAGAUUCUCCUGAAGGUCCAGAAGCAACCGAUGUGUCUGAUGAAAUCAAACCUGCUCCUGAAGAUCCAGGUGAUGGUGCUGAAAUUGUCACAGCAGGUGCGGAAACCGUCACUGAUGCUGUUCCUCAACCUAAUGCUGACAGUAAACCCCCAUCCGAAGAAGGAGAGAAGAGUGAAGUUCCUCUUGUUGAAACCAAGGAAAAAACAGAGACAAAUCUGGAGAAGACAAAUAAAGAUGCUCCUGAAAGUAAACCUCCAUCUGAAGUAGGAGAGAAGAGUGAAGUUCCUCUAGCUGAGACCAAGGAGGAAAAAACAGCAACAAAUCUGGAGAAGAAAGAUAAGGAUGCUCCUGAAAGUAAACCACCACCAUCUGAAGUAGGAGAGAAGAGUGAAGUUCCUCUUGCUGAGACCAAGGAGGAAAAAACAGCAACAAACUUGGAGAAGAAAGAUAAAGAUGCUCCUGAAAGUAAACCUCAAUCUAAAGUAGGAGAAAACAGUGAAGUUCCUCUAGCUGAGUCCAAGGAGGAAAAAACAUCAACAAACUUGGAGAAGAAAGAUAAAAACGUAGAAGCCCCAGGUACCCACAGCAAAUCCUGACAUCUGAAUUUUCUGACAAGUAUAAUCAAGUGCAAAUUACAAAAUUUUGGAAGUGCAAUCUGUUGAAGUUUGUGUCUCACAACCCAAAUUGCCUUCAGAACAGUAAGCCAGAGGCCUGCCUCUCUUAAAGGAAUAGUAAAUGAAAAUUCUGUCAUCAUUUACUCACCCUUAUGUCAUUCCAAACCUGUAUGACUUACUUUCUUCUGUGGAACAUAAAAGGUGUUGUUUGGCAAAAUGACAGCCUCAGUGACUGUUCACUGUCAUUAUAAGGGGGGGAUGGAAUAUUCUAUAUAAAUAAAAGAUUCCUUUUGAUUCCUUUUCCACUGAGGAAAGCAAGUCAUAUGGGAUUGGAAUAACAAAAGGAUGAGUAAAUGAUGACAGAAUUUUCAUUUA